UGUCUCUUUGUCUGAAACGCGUUGCUUCAAUUAUGGGAAAGAAUCCUUAUUUUGUCCUUUUGGCUGGUUUACUCUUUGCCUGGGUUCCAUUUUUGGUAACAGCCGACAUAAGCAAGGAGCUUUACGAUCUCGAAGUUGGCUUAGAAAGUCUGAAGAAUAUCACGGCGAAAUAUGAAGCCGAAGUCGCCACAAAGACUAUCUAUGAUCUGCUGAAGUCCAUUGAUGUAAUCGAUCUUGCCAUGGGAAACUACCGGGGGAACGCCACGAAUAAACUGGAAACCCUUCGCCAGUUUAAGUUUCAAGUUUAUCACGACUACACAAAUGCUAUAUUUUCUACCUUGGAUCGGAUCCGUAGCAUCUACGCUUUCUUCAAAUUAUUUAACCGAAACUCUAAUAACGUUACCCUGUCCAGUAAUGAAAUAAAAAUACUCCAGGAAAGGGCAAUAGAUUCGGGGCUUAAUGAAACUGCGAUAUUGCUGGAAAAACUCGGUAAAGCCGAAAAAAGUAUUGCUGAUUUUGCAAAUCAGUUUAUGUUAUUUUACAAUGACGUUAACGAUGAUUUCGGGCCAGAGGGCUUCUACGGCAGAAACGAGGCGGGACUGGAGGAUAGGAUGUUUCCGUUGUAUUUUAGGAUCGGUGGCGUGAUAUAUAGACACGUUAUUAAGCCGUAUGGGACCCAGGACAAAGACCAGGGGCUCCAAAAGAAAACCAAUAAUGAACAUCAAGAGUUGAUUUACAAUUUCUUUACUACCUUGUUUCAAACGGCUCAGCAAAAUAUUGAGGAUGUCCACAUUCAAAUGAGAUUUAUCGAGGGAGCGGUGAAGGAGGACAAAUCCAAUCUAAUUAAACUCCAAAAAGUAAUAGAUGAUGCUAACAAUCUCCUGUAAUCCCGAUUUACUCCUGUCAUCGAGAAUCUGAGGAACGGAU
This is a messenger RNA of Drosophila bipectinata, 927 nucleotides long. The record is from RefSeq and is a predicted model, not a curated record. NCBI's taxonomy places the organism in Eukaryota, Metazoa, Arthropoda, Insecta, Diptera, Drosophilidae.